CUCGUAUGUGUGUGUAUUCACUUGUGUGCCCCGGGGCCCCUUCCAUGUUACCGCUGUUUUUCGAUUCAAGGCCCUCAGGCGCUCCUCGCCUGGGAGCAGCCCCGCGCUAUCCACAUCAUUCACUCUUUACGACUCAUACCGAAACAUUCUCAGAUUCUCACAUUGUGUUGGAAUGGCGGUGAUCAUGGAGGCCGCGGCAAGCUUCGUCGACCUCGCGGGCCUGGCGGCAGCACCCGCCGCGUUGUGUGCACUGGUCGUGCUGUAUUUGGCAUUCAGCGCGCGCAGGUGAUCCCAGGCGCCGGGCAAGGAUCGGAAACUGGAGCUGGUGGGCACAGACACCUCCUCGUCACUUCCAGAGCCAACGGAUGCGGACCUGGGCCUCGAGUUCGAGGCGUUUCAGGCCAGCGUGGAGCGGGAGUGCGACCUGGUGCUCUCCAGGUUGUGCGAUGAUGCGAUCGACGACCAAAUGUUUGGGGGCCUCGCGGAGGACUUUGCGGAGCCCGCCCUUCUCGACAAACAAGGCUGUUGCGCGGGCGUCGACAUCGCCCUGGCUGGGGAUCAACCUACCCUCCACGAUGGUGACCCACGGUCCCGUCUAAAUGGUUUCCAGGAAAGCAAGGACGACUCCAUGGCCUUUCGAGCAGAGAUCGAGCGGCAUUGCGACAUGGCGCUCGAAGGCAUGCUCGACCUUGCCGUUGAAAGCCAGUAUCGCGACGCAGUACUCAAGAGGCUCAUGGAUGAGAAUGGAGGCCUAGGCGAAUGGGAUGACGACACGUUGGAAGGAUCUUUUGACUUGGACGAGACUGGUGCUGCGCUCGAGAGACAGGCCGAAGAGGUCCAUGCAGAGCAUGGGCGCGCCCUGUGUGCGGACGGCGCGUUCGAUGCAGCCUUCCAGGAGUACCACGAACACUACCUCGAGCAGCUGUUCUGCGAGCCGGAGACGGUGAGCCAGCCGCUGCGGUGCACAAGCCUGCACGAGAUGAUCGUUCAGCACAUCUACAGAUCUUGCGGUCCGUACCUGCUUUGGGUCAUCUAGAGUGGGAAAGCCGUUGUGCCCAGCCCUCAGGGCAGUCCUCGGCGGAAUUUUCCGGCGCACACUCUGCGGGCGAACUGCUUGCUUGAAGCUAUCUGGCUGCUUGCGGCGACCCCCGCUACUGUGGCCAGGCAUGCGGGGUGGUUCUAGCCAUGUCUGCGAACACCCUCGGUCGAAACACACUUGUGCCGUCUAGGAAGCGGCUUCACGCUGCUGUAGCGCGGCGAAGUCAUAACGAUGAGUGGUCGUUGCGUUGGGGGCA
This is a messenger RNA of Prorocentrum cordatum, 1295 nucleotides long. The record is from the annotation of a GenBank genome assembly. Lineage: Eukaryota; Dinophyceae; Prorocentrales; Prorocentraceae.